AAAAAACUGACCGAAAGGUUUCCUGCUUUGGCACUUUUUCUCAUCUAAAAAUGAUUAUCCAAGAAUUCCGUGUCGUCAACAACUGUACAGAAGAAGAGUAUCAAGUUGCUCAACUGUAUGCAACUGCUCAAGCAUCCAAAGAAAACACUGGUGGUGGUGAAGGUGUUGAGGUUUUGAAGAAUGAGCCCUAUGAAAAGGAAGAUGGUGAAAAGGGCCAGUAUACAUACAAGAUCUUCCGCUUGGCUUCCCGUGUUCCAUCAUUUGUGCGUGCUAUUGCCCCAGCUGGAUCACUUGACAUGUACGAAGAAGCAUGGAACGCCUAUCCCCGAUGCAAGACUGUUCUUAGAAACGGCUGGAUGAAGGAUGCCUUCUCCAUUGUAUAUGAAACUCUCCACGUUGAUGGAUCACGCGGUGAGCUUGACAACGCAUUAAAGAUUUCCGAAGCUGACCUCAAGAAGCGUGAAGUCAUCUUGAUCGAUGUUGCAAACGACAAGGUCGAUUCCAAGGACUACAAGCCUGAAGAAGACCCUAAGCUAUACCACUCAGAGAAGACCGGUCGUGGUCCUCUGAAUGAUCCUCAAUGGAUCAAGAAGGUCGAACCUGUUAUGACCUGUUACAAGUUGGUGUACAUUGAAUUCAAGUGGUUCGGUUUGCAAUCUCGUGUUGAGUCUUUCAUUGCCAAGACUGUUCACAACUUGUUCCUUAAGUUCCACAGACAAUUGUUCUGCUGGACCGAUAGCUGGUAUGGUAUGAGCAUUCAAGAUAUCAGAGAUCUUGAGGCUAAGACAAAGGAAGAUUUGGAUAAGAAGCGACAGGAUGGAUCCGCAGUUGAAGGUACCACUGCCCCUGCAGAGUAAAGUCACUUUAUUGAGACAAAACGUACAAGAUCUGUUAUACAGUAGAAGUGAUCGUAUAUCUGACAAUUUGCCCCCCACAUUUCUGU
Umbelopsis ramanniana AG is the source of this 943-nucleotide messenger RNA. RefSeq lists its product as uncharacterized. Gene Ontology annotation, biological process: phospholipid transport. Bases 51 to 857 code for a protein of 268 amino acids. Lineage: Eukaryota; Fungi; Mucoromycota; Umbelopsidomycetes; Umbelopsidales; Umbelopsidaceae. Gene Ontology annotation, molecular function: phosphatidylinositol transfer activity; phosphatidylinositol binding; phosphatidylcholine binding. Gene Ontology annotation, cellular component: cytoplasm. The record is from RefSeq and is a predicted model, not a curated record. The transcript is spliced from 5 exons.